AUGUAUGAACUGAAUAUAUAUGCCAGAAACCGUGACGUGCUAACUACUGAAAAAGCGUCUUAUGCUAUUGGUGUAACAGGAGUUACUUACUUGGAAUAUUACGCCACUUAUAACAUCUCCAUCAUACCUGUGAUAAGGAGAGCGGAGAGCCUACCUAUGAAUGUUAGCGGAGACACACGAGAUGGAGACCCCUCUGCCAUCGAGUCAGUGUCGUACACCUCUACUGCCAGUUCCUUGCGCUUUGUGUGGGAGGAACCCUCUUGUGAAAGCCUACAUGGUGCUUUGUAUGGCUAUGAAUACGAUCUCUAUGAUCCUACUGGUGGGGAUAGAUAUGUCCGGUAUCCAACGACUAUCCGAAGAAACUAUGGACUAAUACCUGGCCUUGAUGCUUGCACAGAAUAUCGCUUCAGAAUAAGAGUAGUUACUACCCAGCUCAGAAGGAGUGCAUGGCAUAUGGAAAUGGCAAUGACUAAUAUAUCAGCUCCUGGAAUGCCAGUUAUUACAGAGCUUACCACAUAUCAGGAAGACAGUGGCACUACUGGUCUAACAGUAUCAUGGCAACCUCCUUCCUCACCUCCAUGCCAGCCUACGCAUUAUGAAAUCAAGUACUAUGUUCGUCAAGGCGAUAUGUGUGAGGAUGCCCCGAGUGAUCCUAGAAUGAAUGUAGCAGGAACUGUCAAUGGUUCAACUUUCACCUUCAAUGUCCUGGAGUUGCGUCCCAACUCUGAGUACAUGGUGUUCGUGAGAGGCGGAACCAGUAGCGGUUACGGUGAUUCGGAUUCCCGAGCAGCUACUACAGGAUAUUUAUGUUAG
This is a messenger RNA of Strongylocentrotus purpuratus (purple sea urchin), 813 nucleotides long. Its product is annotated as ephrin type-A receptor 8-like. The transcript is spliced from 4 exons. Bases 1 to 813 code for a protein of 270 amino acids. The record is from RefSeq and is a predicted model, not a curated record. Lineage: Eukaryota; Metazoa; Echinodermata; Echinoidea; Camarodonta; Strongylocentrotidae. Gene Ontology annotation, molecular function: protein binding.